This is a messenger RNA of Populus euphratica (Euphrates poplar), 1084 nucleotides long. RefSeq names its product MADS-box protein JOINTLESS-like. Gene Ontology annotation, molecular function: DNA-binding transcription factor activity; RNA polymerase II transcription regulatory region sequence-specific DNA binding; protein dimerization activity. The coding region runs from base 105 to 818 and encodes 237 amino acids. Lineage: Eukaryota; Viridiplantae; Streptophyta; Magnoliopsida; Malpighiales; Salicaceae. Gene Ontology annotation, cellular component: nucleus. The record is from RefSeq and is a predicted model, not a curated record. The transcript has 10 exons. Gene Ontology annotation, biological process: G protein-coupled receptor signaling pathway; positive regulation of transcription by RNA polymerase II.
UGGGUUGAUUUUCUGUGACCAAAGAUCCCUCCUUGAUUUCUUGCAAUCAAGAUCCACUAUUGUACAUUGACGUAACUCCAGAUCUUCAAUUGAUAUUCUUCCUUAUGAAAGGACUUCUUUGGGGUGAGUUGAAGUGUUUUUACAUGGUAAAGAUGACUCGAAAGAAAAUCCAGAUCAAGAAGAUCGACAACACAGCUGCAAGGCAAGUUACUUUCUCAAAGAGGAGAAGAGGGCUUUUCAAGAAAGCUUAUGAGCUCUCAACUCUAUGUGAUGCUGAGAUUGCUCUCACGGUGUUUUCUGCAACUGGCAAGCUUUUUGAGUACUCAAACACGAGCAUGGGGCAAGUGAUUGAAAGGCGCAAUCUGCAUCCAAAGAACUUCGACGCCCUACAUCAACAAUCUCUUGAGCAGCAGCUUGAUGGUGGUGUGCAUGCCAUGUUGAUCAAAGAAAUAGCAGAGAAAAACCGUGAACUGAGGCACAUGAGGGGAGAAGACCUGCAAGGAUUGAACGUGGAAGAACUAAAAAAAUUAGAAAAAUUAAUUGAAGGAAGCUUGCGUCGACUGGUGGAGGAAAAGGAGGAAAAGAGUAUAAAGGAGAUCAAUGCUCUCAAGACCAAGGGGAAGCAAUUAGCAGAAGAGAACCAGCGAUUGAAGCAGCAAGUGAUGAAUUUAUCAGCAGCACAAGGGCAUUUGCUCGAACCAGGCGAAUCCCCAGAUUCCUUAGUGACCAAUAUCAGUAGUAUGAGCUCAGCUGAUCCUCGCCAGGACAACGAUAGCUCUUGUGCUUUUCUUACACUAGGGUUACCUUUUCCUGAUUGAAUCCGAAAGAUGGAGGGUUAUCCAGCAAUAUUUAAUGGCUUAGAAGUCGUUACUAUUGCUUUCAAAUAAAAUUUCAUCUUGGCUUGUAGUUAAUAAAAAUCCUGUGAGCCCUUUUCGUGUCUGCUUGUUGAUUAUAGAAAUUUGUAGUGUGUGUGUGUGUGUGAACCAAGGCUUCUCUUGUUUCCUUAAAUUAGGAGGAAAUGAGUUGUAGCUAGUGGAAGGGGGAGUUGUAUCUGCCAUUUUAUGGUUUUGUAGCAGAUUUGGAU